Molecule: messenger RNA, 1139 nt
Organism: Hibiscus syriacus
Lineage: Eukaryota; Viridiplantae; Streptophyta; Magnoliopsida; Malvales; Malvaceae
Exons: 2
Coding region: 307-828 (173 amino acids)
Source: RefSeq, a predicted model, not a curated record
CCAACCAUUCUUCGCGAAACUCAAGCUUAACGAUCGGUCAUGGGCUUGAAUGGUUAGGAAAAAUGCCAUAUCCUCCUUUCUUCUCCUUCUUCAUCUGCCUUUCAACUUCUACUGUAUUAAUUGUUUCCCUGUAAAGUUUCUCUGUAUGCCGUGAACCUUAAGUUUGCUUUUUUAUUCUUUAACGAACAUGCAGAGCAAUUCAUGGACGGAAAACCAGGCUAAGUUGAUCAUUUGAUAUCGAAAAACUAUAAAAAAAAAAAAAAGGCACAGGGAAAGAGAUUCUUCUUCGACAAAUCGUUACGGAAAAUGGAAGAUUAUUCGAAAGUAGAAGCAGAAGCACAUGAAACGCCUGGUACUGAAGAUUCCAGUUCAAGUGAUAGUGACAAAGAGGAGAAAGUGGUUUCUGAGUCGGCUCGAGAGACCGAACCGGGAGACUCUGAUGCUGCAGAGUUAGAUGCUACCGAGUCCGAAACCACUGGAGACUCUGAAGUAGUCUUAACCAAUGUAGAACCAAAGGAAACAACGGUACCGCCGGCCGAUGGCUCCACGGUCGAUGGAGUGCUUGUUGCUUCUGACAACAAUGCUGGGAAUUCGUCAGGUUUCCCAGAAUCGGCAUUGGAGCAAAAUGUCGAAGAUUCCUCGCUAGCAGAAACCGUUCCUAUAGUCGAGACCAGAGAUGGUGGUGGUGAAGUUGCAGCAGACAAGCCUGACAUUGACGAAACCAUGGAAACUCAGCCUAUUCCUUCCAUGCGUCACCGUCUGGUGCAAGUGAUUUCUUGGAGAAGCUGCUGUGGACUUUUCGAAGUUCUUCGGCGCUCCGAUAGAUGAAAUCCAAGCACUCUCCGGCAAGUCAUGCUAAAUUCUUUGGUUUGCAGUCUCGGAAAAUAGCUAACGCAGAAUCUCAAGUUCAUGGUGGAGUUCAUAUGUUGUUUUGUUUUUUCUUCUAGCAUUUUUCUGCAAAAUAGUUGUUGAGAACUGAAAAAGUUCAUUGGGGGAACGUAUCAGGGCUUGAAUGUUGGGAUCUGCCAUGUGUGGAGUGUUUUCAUCAGUCGCCUUUGUAGCUCUAAACCUUCUGUAUUGUGUACGAUAAGUGCAUACUGAUGAUUUAUGUUAUUCAUACUGUGAUUUCAGUUCUAAAA